UCGGAAAAUUUUAUCAAACUGUGACGAGGUUUUUGAGCUCUGAUAUAAAAUUCCAAGCUCACUCAUAUACAUAUACAUUAUGGAAUCACGUUGGUGCCUACAUGCUUUCUGAAACACGUGAUCCAGUAUACGAGCUUAAUUAUUAUAGGUGCCACAAUUCUUAUUAAUUUCAACCUUAUAGCUCAAAAUCUUGCUAUACACAUUCGUUUUCGAUUACCUAUGCUUACCACGGUGACCUAUAAUAAUUAUAAAUCUUAUUUACCCUUCUUAUUGUAUAUAUUCCAAUUAAGAAUCUUUACUUUUCGUUAAUAGCGUUAAAAAAAAGCUCCAGACGUAUCUAACCUGUUUACUGUUACGUCAAUCAGGAUACGUAAAUAUUGGGUCGAAUAACUGCGGCGAGCUUCAAUCCCUUCUUCAAUCUAUUAUAUAUAUAUAUAUACUAGAUAGAAUAAUAUAUAGUCCAUAGAGGCUAAUAGCUUCUCGACCGUUCUGAGUUCGCACUGCUGGGCAAAUGGCCAAUGUGAAAUUCUCUCGAAACCGAAGUCAAUGACUAACUGGUUACUUUCUUUUGUAUUACGUUUAUGUCUGAGCUAGUUAAAUCUUUUACGUGGAUCAAUUGUCUUUCGUGAAACACUUGCAAGAAGUUUAGGCAAAAAAGACACAAUCUUUCACGUCUCUGCUUCCCUUGAACAUUUGAAACACAAGCCACAGAAGAGAAUCUCUUUGGAUGCGUGUCAUCUACACUUUGGUACAGACCAUUUCAAAACAGCAUCGUGGUUAUUUCUGAUGUGGAUUUUACAGUGAAUGUAUACCCGGAACACGAGAUGCUCAUGACGGUGAACACCAUCCGGAUCUAUUUCUAUCAUUUAUUCAAUUUCAUUGAACACCACCAUAAUGGCACUUGUGAUGUUACCCUGUGAUUUACCAUGGUGGCCGGCAGUGGUGAAACAAUUUGAAAAAGCCGCCGUAGCUACUGAAUCUAGAGACCUUUUGGAAGCCAUGCAGAGGCUACACGAUAUGUGCAACAUAAGUCUUGAUCCGGAAGAAGAUGUGCAGGAACCUGAUUUGUUUUCGGGGCUGGCUCGUUUCCUGGACACGGAUUUAACUAGUGCGGAACGUGAACAUGUUUUUACAAAAACAAUACCAUGUAUGGUUGAGAGGGCAAAAGCUUUGAAAUCCACAAAGCCCCCACAAGGUUUACAUUUUAGCUUGCAGCAGCAAGGGGACAGCGUCGAGUACAGUUACGGUUUCGUAUCGUCCCUCAUCGCCAAUGCGUUUUUUUCUACCUAUCCGAAGAGGACAAACAAGACUCAUCCUACCUUGGGAGAUUUCAACUUCACGAAUUUCUUCAAGGAACUUCACUCAAAUGGACAGAAGGCUAAGUUACGCAGCAUAUUCCAUUACUUUGAUUAUCUGGAGAAUGAACAGGCAUUGGAGGGAAAAUUGGUCAUUUCCAGACAGGUAAUGACCUCCAAGCAAUGGCUAACAAUAGAGGAUUGGCUGGAGAGCAGUGUGCCAUUGUGUCCAUUGACAAUAAGACACGAGGGACGUCUGGAGAGAUUCGAGGCAGAGACUAAAGUACUUCAUGUGUGUUUUGCAAGUUCAAAAUUUGGCAGCGGCGUUUUGCAAGGUCAAAUAAAUCAAGAAACAGUACAUAUGGCGACACAUCCUGAACUUCUUGCAGCGAUUUUAUCAGUUGAAGCCUUAGAGGACAACGAAGUUUUAAUAGUUGAAGGGGUUAGACAUUUCUCUAGGAUAAAUGACCCUAAGCACAGAGCCGUGUUCGAGAGUAUACCCAAGCCUAAUGCGGUGAUGGUUUGCUGUAUCGAUCCCGAAGAUUAUUCUACACUACCCUUAACGCAGUUCGAGGAAGAUAAUAUCCUCAGGGAGAUGAAUAAGUCUCUUCUUGGAUUUAGACAAAGACACGUUCCUAGUAGUCCUACGGAUCCUGUUAAGCCUGAUUUGGAUUCUGAAACGGGUCCCGGUGCACGGCGGUUGUCGCCAAUAGGAGAGAGUUUUAGUAGUACUCCACCGGAAGCUGAGGCGGCAGCCAACCUAUCAAAGGAUCUUAUCAGUAAUACAGAAAAUAUGACUGAGAUACGAACAAGGCCUAAUGGUAAAUCAGUAAGACCGUCUAGUCCUAGUGGAAUCUGUAAAGCUAGCAACUAUACCAAUAGAAGAAAUAGAUUUAUCGUUUUGGGAUCCAGUGGUGAGGUACUACCAGUAACAAGAAGAUCAAUAGGACAAAUGUCUGUCUAUAGUAGUUGCAACAGUCAAAGUACGGACAGUUUCCAUAGCGCCAAAGAUACCAUCGACGAGGAACCAGACGAGGAGGAACAGAAAUUAAACAGGCGAUAUAGUACCCAAUUAGAUACACCGGAACGACGGGGUACUUUUGCGCAACGAUUAAAGGAUGCCCUGAAGAGGGAAAGUACAGCGACCGGAACAACCUCAUCGAACUCCUCGGGAGAGAGUAGCUACGCCGUGGGUAUAAGCAUCGCCGGAAGUCACGUUGAUGAUCAAGAGAUCAAAGUCAAGAGGGGUGGCUCGCGAGGUUUUGUUUUGAGAGAUGACACAGUCGAUGAGGAAUUCCUUAAAGAAUCCUUGGAAGCCGAGCAAAAGUGGCUCGGACGAUUCCGGCAGAGUCAACCAGCUAUGAUCCAGCGUCGGGAUACGAAUUCCAGCAGUAGAUAUAGCUUUAGUACUGAAUAUAGCUCGGACUUUUCUUCAGAGCUUGAAGAGGUCUACGAGCAGCUGUCCAAGUGGCUUGAAGAUCCGAUCGUGGUUGAUGAAAAUCGUGAGCUGGACGCCAGGGAUCGUGCAGUCGUCAGAUUCGCUGGUUCCCUCUUGAAGCGCGCAUUAAGUGAAUCCUUCGCCGGAGUUCCUGUCCAAGAAGGUGAGCCUCAGCCCGUCCAUGACUCAGAUGACGCACAACAGAGGCACAAACUGGCACUGGCUGUGAGGAGUUUAAGUCUGGAAUUGGCACGACAUAAGAAUAGGAGACAACAAUCGGUAUCAGAGAACGAGGAGGUGACUAGUUACGAAGAUGCCUCAAGCGAAGAUCCAAAGGUGGCCAAAGAUGCGAAGAAUUCCCAGCGUAGAAAGCUAUGGGCCAUUACAGUCACUUCUGAGGUGUUCCAGACCUUGGUGGACGAUGAAGCUACCAUUUCUCUGCCUUCCACUGCGCCAAUAAACGUCACCGGAAGUGAGAGCGACACGAGACAAGUCCUAGGGUCUUAUUCUGGAAAGAUAUGCCCUCCGGAAGUAGAUGAUCAGUCUCGUACGAGCGAGGCGAGCGAUUUGCAGAUCGUCAAGAUGCCUAGAGAAAGCAGCCCCCAAGCUGGUGGUUUACUGCCGAUUGCAACUGGCAAUUGGGGAUGCGGCUCUAGGCUGAAAGGAGAUCCACAAUUGAAGUUAGUCAUCCAGUGGUUGGCAGCGUCAUUGGCUGGGGUUCCAAGAUUGAUAUACUACACAUCCGGAAAUACCAGUCUAUCCAAGCUGGAUACUGUGAGCAGAGUUUUGAUGGACAGACACUGGUCAGUUGGUGAUUUAACAGCUGCCACUCUGCGAUUUGCCCUCCAAGCUAUCGAAGAACGUGUUGAAGGUAGAAAUAGCCUUUUCGAGGAAUUAAUUGGUAUGGAUAAACCGAGUCCUUAGCCCGACACAAUGCUGUCCGUACUGGUAGACAUACUUGCCAAUAUGAUAGAGGACAGCUUAUCAGUAUGCAUCGAAUGAACUUUUUACAUCUUUCCAUUAAAAUCUGGAAUACGAGAAACGCACCGACAUAUCUAAGACGUCGUAUAAUGUACGCGCAAGAUACCAUAUGUUAUUUUGAAUCCUUCUAAGAGAAAUUCAAAAGGGCCAACCGGUCCUGUCGUUUUAGCAUAUCAAAGGAAUAUCAGACGAUAUGGCGGUAAACAUACGCAUUUGAUUUAAGCAGUGUAUCUAUAAUAUUAUAUAGAUACGAUAUAGUGGAAAUGUAGAGCGUUUUGGAGAACGAUGGGGUUCUUGCCAGGGUGCUCUGGUAACGAUAUUCUAAAUAAUGAGGUAAUCAUCAUCUGUACGUAAUGAUACGUAGAACCGAAAUUUGAUUGACUCGACUUACACGAGUCGAUCCUUUACAAUUACAUGCAAUAACUAACGAGGCACAAUAUACCUACUAUAUUUUGUACAGCAAUAUUUAUAAGAGUGUUAUAUACCAAAAAAUAAUUAUAUACAAAAAAAUAUAUCAAUAGAAUAGAUUUUUAGAGAGAUCUUUUAGAGAUGAGUGUUUUGUAAUGGAAUCUGGAUAGGCAGCUUUUAUACAAGACGAUGCUAUUUAUAUGCAAAUGCUUUAGUAGAUCAAAGACGUGGCAUAUGUUAAUUGAUUAUAAUAUCUUUGAAGAGUGUCCUAUGGAUGAGAAAUAUUUGCUGAAAAUUGUGUCGAUUGAAAUGAGGUCUUCCAUUUAAAAAAAAUCCAGAAAGGUAAAGAGAAUGAGAUGAACGUAUAUAACGUGAAAGUAUCCGAUACACACGUUAUCGCUCAUAUGGAACACACUUUGGGACGACGUAUUAUUGGGAAUGUUGUAAAAUUGAUUAUAAAUCAUAUAAUAUGUAUAUUGUAUAUAAUAGGGGGAUAAUAAAUUUCUAUCGAAUUUAA
Cephus cinctus (wheat stem sawfly) is the source of this 4639-nucleotide messenger RNA. RefSeq lists its product as uncharacterized. Gene Ontology annotation, biological process: ATP generation from poly-ADP-D-ribose; carbohydrate metabolic process; regulation of DNA repair. The record is from RefSeq and is a predicted model, not a curated record. NCBI's taxonomy places the organism in Eukaryota, Metazoa, Arthropoda, Insecta, Hymenoptera, Cephidae. Gene Ontology annotation, molecular function: poly(ADP-ribose) glycohydrolase activity. The transcript has 15 exons. Gene Ontology annotation, cellular component: cytoplasm; nucleus. Bases 895 to 3657 code for a protein of 920 amino acids.